This is a messenger RNA of Gadus macrocephalus (Pacific cod), 3967 nucleotides long. RefSeq names its product CCR4-NOT transcription complex, subunit 3a (gene cnot3a). The record is from RefSeq and is a predicted model, not a curated record. Bases 209 to 3115 code for a protein of 968 amino acids. Gene Ontology annotation, cellular component: P-body; CCR4-NOT core complex; nucleus. Lineage: Eukaryota; Metazoa; Chordata; Actinopteri; Gadiformes; Gadidae. The transcript has 20 exons. Gene Ontology annotation, biological process: regulation of stem cell population maintenance; regulation of DNA-templated transcription; nuclear-transcribed mRNA poly(A) tail shortening.
AGGGAGGAGACCAACCCUGGAGGCGUGGUUAAGCUACCGUCCAUCUUUAGCUAGAGUACAGCGAGUUUAUCGAAAAGAAAACACAUUUUGGAAGUAAAGAAGACGUGUGGGAAAUAGUUUGGGCUAUAAUUGAAAAGAGAAAAACGAAAACCCAGACCCUAGCUAAAGCAGUAACAGACGGAAUGUGGACAGUGUCGUAGUGAAAGCCAUGGCUGACAAGAGAAAAUUACAAGGUGAAAUCGAUAGAUGUUUGAAAAAAGUAGCAGAAGGUGUAGAGCAGUUCGAGGAUAUUUGGCAAAAGCUUCACAAUGCAGCCAAUGCUAACCAGAAGGAAAAAUACGAGGCAGACCUCAAAAAAGAGAUUAAAAAACUGCAACGACUGCGAGAUCAGAUAAAAACAUGGGUGGCCUCAAAUGAGAUUAAAGACAAAAGGCAACUAGUCGAAAACCGGAAACUCAUAGAGACGCAAAUGGAGCGCUUUAAGGUGGUGGAGCGGGAAACGAAAACAAAGGCGUACUCUAAAGAAGGCUUAGGACUUGCCCAGAAAGUAGAUCCAGCUCAGAGGGAAAAAGAGGAAACGGGCCAGUGGUUAACGAAUACGAUAGACACUCUAAAUAUGCAGGUGGACCAGUUUGAGAGUGAGGUGGAGUCUCUCUCCGUGAUGACGAGAAAAAAAAAGGGUGACAAAGAGAAGCAAGAUCGCAUCGAAGAGCUUAAGAGGUUGAUCGAGCGCCAUCGGUUCCACAUUCGCAUGCUGGAGACCAUCCUGCGAAUGCUUGACAAUGACUCGGUACAAGUGGACUCUGUCCUGAAGAUCAAAGAUGACGUGGAGUACUACAUCGACUCGUCCCAGGACCCUGACUUCGAGGAGAACGAGUUCCUGUACGAUGAUCUAGACCUGGACGACAUACCACUUGUGGCCACGUCUCCAUCGGGGCAAGGAAAUAUUGAGGAUGAGAUGUUUCUCAACUCCAGCAGUACGCCCACUUCCACCACCUCCUCCUCACCCAUCCCUCCCUCCCCGGCCGCCUGCACUGCUGUAAGUUCAUGCAAUCCUCCCUUUGCUUGGGACGAUUCCAUCACUUUGGAGAACUCUGAGGACGAUAAGAAACGAGGUCGGUCGACAGACAGUGAAGUUAGUCAGUCGCCUGUGAAGAAUGGCACUCCUUCCCUGUUGUCUUCCUUCUCUUGCUCCUCCACCUCCGGCUCCUCCUCCUCCUCCUCCUCGUUGGUGUCCAUGGCGAGCAUUGUCGGAGGCAUUCCCGUGGUGCCCACAAGCAACAGCCUGAUCGGGAGCUUCAGCAGCGCUGUGCAACAGCACCAGCAUCAAAUGUCGCAGCAGCUGGCGCAGUCUGCAAACCAACAGCAACAGCCAUCGCAAUCCAAGCCCUCGGCCCCCUCCAGCAACACCCCCAGCCCGCCCAGCCACCCACUCCUCCCGGUCUCGGCCCCCAUCCCCAUCCCCAGCGCCCCCAGCUUAGUGGCGGCCCUCCCCCACCCCAUGCCGUCCUCGGGGUCCGCUCCCUCCUCCAGCUGUGGACUUGGGCUGGGCCUGGGUUUGAGCAAAGUGGGCAUCACGGGGACCAGCAGUGCCAACCAAAUGUCCGGUCUUGGCCUGAGCGGCAUGCCGUCGGCGCUAACCACGAUGGCCGGGCUCAUUUCGGCGUCCACCCCUACCCCGUAUGCUCAGGCAGCGGCGUCGGGGGGCCUGGGUCUGAGCAGCGGCGGCGGCGGCCUGUCCAGCGUUGCCAUGGAGAGCAGCCCUUCCAUCCCCACCUCUGGCUCCAGUGGAGUCGCCACCAAUGGCUCCGGCACAGGCCUUAGUUUACUGGGCUCCAGCCCGGCGCACGGCUCUCUCACCGGGGGCCUCCUCGGCCUGGGCCCCGGGUCCUCGCAGGUGACCCUCCCUCCCGUCGGCGCCGCUCCUGGCGGGGGCGUGGGCAUGCUGGGAGGCGGCGGUGCCAACGUCGGCGUGGUCGGAGGAGCGGUGCUCAACGCGGCCCCUGCCAGACCCCCCAGUGGACUCAAGCAGAACGGAACCACAAGUUACAGCGCAAUAGUAGCAGAGAGCUCCACAGAUUCCAAUCCAAGCACACCGAGCCAAUCACAAGGCAGCCAGCCUUCGUCGCUCACGUCCUCGACCAGUCAACCAAUGGACAACGGCCCCAGCCUCAUCAGCUCCAUCACCCUCCCGCCCGGCUCUCCCUCCCCCUCCUUCUCGGACAGCACGCCCGGCGGAAGCAGUCUUCUGAACGGACCGCACUCCUACUCACAGACCCCCGAGGUCCUCAAACUCCCCACAGACCACCGUCAGAUGCUGAUGGAGUCCCGGUUAUCGGCAGUUGCGGGAGAGCCGCCAGGGACCACGGCCACCAACACACGCAAACGAAAGCAGUGUCAGGCUCCUGAGGCUCUCAGCUCUCUGAAGGCCAUGGCCGAGCGGGCAGCGCUGGUCUCAGGCCUUGACGGAGAGAUCCCCAACCUGCACCUCACAGAUAGAGAUAUCUUCUCUAGUUCCUCUGCAGCCCCCGGCACCCCGGUGGCCCCCCAGCCCUCCCUGUCAGAGGUCAGCAUCCCCCCGUCGCUGGGCGUGUGCCCCCUGGGCCCCACGCCGCUCCCCAAAGACCAGCUCUACCAGCAGGCCAUGCAGGAGUCGGCCUGGACACACAUGCCCCACCCCUCGGACUCUGAGAGAAUCAGGCAGUACCUGAUGAGGAACCCGUGUCCCACGCUGCCCUUCCACCACCAGAUGCCGCCUCACCACUCGGACUCCAUCGAGUUCUACCAGAGGUUGUCCACGGAAACGCUCUUCUUCAUCUUCUACUACCUGGAGGGCACGAAGGCUCAGUACCUGUCUGCGAAGGCGCUGAAGAAGCAGUCGUGGAGGUUCCACACCAAGUACAUGAUGUGGUUCCAGAGGCACGAGGAGCCCAAGACGAUCACCGAUGAGUUUGAACAGGAUGGGGCUCAUCUUCCAAGAGCAGCUCUUCUCUACAGCUCAACACCGCCACCACCAGGCACUUACAUCUACUUUGACUAUGAGAAGUGGGGCCAGCGGAAGAAGGAGGGCUUCACCUUCGAGUACCGGUACCUGGAGGACCGCGACCUGCAGUGACGAGGGGCGCGAGGAGGGGCCGUGGGGCGAGGAGCCGUGCUGCUGUUGACAUUCCGAGACUGUCCUCCGUACCGUGGAUAGAGAUUGAUGUGUAGUAGAAGAGGCCUCCUAGAAGGGGGGCCGAGGGUGUCUGUGCAGGCUGCAUCUUCCACGUGGAGCCCCCCGCCACCCCCACCGUAGCGCAUUACUCUUGGCAUGUGCCCCGUGGGUUUGAGCAAAAGAAGCAGUGCGCUGCGUGUGGGCCGGGGGGCGACGAUGGGGUGGCUGCGUCCGUGCCCGUCUGUGUGCACACUCAGUAUGUGGCAUUAGGAAAGCCUAGCCCAUGCAUGUUUCUCAUGGUAUGUUUUUAGUUUUAUUAUUUCCCCUCCUCCCCCAUUGCAACAAGACUCUGUACCGUCACCAUGCCAUCAUCACGAGCCUGGAAGCCCUUGACCCGAUACAAAAACAAGCAUUGGAUUCAAUUCACAUAACAGUCACCGCUCCUCAUGUUUACCGUGAUCUGGUAGAGUUAAAUGGGGAACUGUGCAGUGGACAUUUUGACAUGGUGUGUAGAAAUGGCUUCUUUUAAAGAUCCUCUGAUGCCUGUAGAAUAUGGUCACUAUUGGAUAUAGUGAGUGAUUAUCAAUAGUGUUAUUGACCGUCUUGGUCGAUAAAACACUGAUUGACCACAGGGCCUCUCCCUGUGACAGGGAAAGAAUCCUUAUUGGACAUGGAUUAAAUUGCUAUGCAAUUGAACUGGUCUCUGACUCCCUCUUUACAAAUAAAUGUUUUUAAGUUUACCUGUCUAAGAAAAAUGCAUCUUUAUGGGGCAUUCAUGUUUGUGAAAAAAUAAAAUUGUAAAAUAAAUCUUAA